AUGGACAAUAGCAGCAAUAUUGGAGUAUUAACUCGUUUCUCAAGAAUUAGACGCAAACCACAACAACCCUUAAGUGAUUUAGCACAGUUAUACAGUCGAGUCGCUAAUGAAACGAUAUUUUACAUCAGUCUAGAAGAAAAGGGUGAUCUUAAGAGAGCUUUACAGGGCUGGAAAGCUUUAAAUACCAGUGUACUAUAUGACUUUACCCAAAUUGACAAGAAUUAUGGACACUCUCACAGCUAUACAGAUGAAGAACUUAGUUUGCAGAGUGGCAUAAUGGAAUUAUAUCACAAAUCGCUUGAACAUACGGAGCGAAUUAAGAAGCGGCUUGAACAGCAGGAUGGCAAUGGUUACCUUCCUUCGCUGUCCUUAACAAAUGUUAAGGCAAUGUCAUCAAGUCCAAUGUCAUCAAAAUUUUCAUCGAAGUAUACGGGGUACUCCAAUAUUUCCAGUCCCAGGAGGCAUUUUUCUAACGCUGGUGGGAGCAGGUCAGGGCCGAUGUUGAAAACUUUGAGGGAUCCCAAAUUCUCGACACAGAAUAACUCUUUUACACAAAGUGUACCUCCUUCCAAGACCACAUCCGAUAUAGUAACAAAGCCGAGAACUCGCCCGGCUCCAGCUCCGGCUCCAGCUCCGGCUCCGGCUCCAGCUAAGAAGAUCAGUGCAUUUGAAGGUUUUGAUGAGGAGAUUAAUUUAAUUGAUUUGUCUGAUGCGGAGGAAUCAGAUGAACGUGAUACGGAUGCGAAUGACCAAUUGCCUGGCGCAAGCUCUGUAGGUGAUUCACAAUCUGCAAAAGAAGUGACAGAUGACUACUUCAGUACAGAGGACUAUUUAAAUCAUUACCUUGACGAGUUUGAUAUGGAUAAGGAAGUUACUAAUGAUGUUGGCAAAUUAAAACUAGAAUACUCUUCAGAGAAGCCCAUAGCAGCUGCUGCAAAUAGCAAACCUCCUGUACCUAAGUCUAGGAUCCCGAGAACCAUCAGUCCAAAACUGCAGCCGCCAAAAUCGCCUCCACCAAACACAUUACCUCCUAGCACACCUCAUCAAAAGAAAACUUCAUCCCCAUCUGGCGUAUUGAGACCAUCUUCCUCUUCUUCUACUCUGGCCCAAAAUCUCGCUACUAGUUCCGCAGCUGCAGCUGCUAAUAAAAGCUCACCCAUCAGGAGAACAAAUGGUGCAAAUAUUCAAGGUAAGAAAAUUACUUCGGGUUCAAAUCCACUGGCUGGACAAAAUGCUCGUACACAAAAAAUUAGAACUCGGCCAUUACAUAUCUCCAGUCCAAGAAGAUCACCUAUAUUAAACUCAGCUAAUGGGACCCCUGGCUCUAAAGUUAGCCAACGGAAAAUGGGGACUGUGUCCAACUGCAAUACACCUACUCGUUCUCCAACUACUACCUAUAAUACAACCAAAUCUCCUGAAGCUACUCAAGAGGAACUCAGGAAACAACUUGAAAAUGAAAUAACAGAAUCUCUUAGAGGUGUAGAUAAACAGGCAGUGAGCCAAAUUUUUUCAGAAAUCGUGGUACAUGGGGAUGAGGUGCAUUGGGAUGAUAUUGCCGGCUUAGAGAGCGCAAAGAACUCCCUAAAGGAAGCGGUUGUGUAUCCAUUUUUAAGGCCUGAUUUAUUCAGAGGUUUGAGAGAACCAGUAAGAGGCAUGUUAUUAUUUGGCCCACCGGGUACAGGUAAGACUAUGUUGGCAAGGGCGGUAGCUACCGAAUCUCAUUCAACAUUUUUCAGCAUAAGUGCAUCAAGUUUGACCUCAAAGUUUCUUGGUGAAAGUGAAAAACUAGUGCGUGCUUUAUUCGUCGUUGCAAAAAAGCUUAGCCCAUCAAUUAUAUUUGUUGAUGAAAUAGACUCUAUUCUUGGUACAAGGAGCAACGACAAUGAACACGAGGCAUCUAGGCGUAUUAAAAAUGAAUUUUUUGUCCAAUGGUCUAGUCUUUCUAAUUCCACAGCAGGCACCGAGGUGACGGAAGACGACGAAAGGGUUCUAGUGUUGGCGGCAACAAACCUACCAUGGUCUAUCGACGAAGCCGCCAGAAGGCGUUUCGUUAAGCGUCAAUAUAUCCCAUUGCCUGAGGGAGAAACACGUAAGCUUCAAAUCCUUCGUUUGUUAUCUAAUCAAAAGCAUACCAUUUCAGAGGAAGGAUUUGCGGAAUUGAUCCGUUUGACGGAAGGCUAUAGCGGCAGUGAUAUUACAUCAUUAGCAAAGGAUGCCGCUAUGGGACCUCUAAGAGAACUUGGUGACAAUUUACUACUUACAUCAACUGAAGAAAUUCGCCCAAUCAAUUUAGAAGACUUCAAAAAUAGUUUGAAUUACAUUAAGCCUUCGGUGUCACCAGAAGGCUUGAUGGAAUAUGAAAAUUGGGCUGAAAAAUUUGGCUCCAGCGGUGUUUAA
Messenger RNA from Eremothecium sinecaudum, 2397 nucleotides. RefSeq names its product putative AAA family ATPase SAP1 (gene SAP1). Lineage: Eukaryota; Fungi; Ascomycota; Saccharomycetes; Saccharomycetales; Saccharomycetaceae. Gene Ontology annotation, molecular function: ATP hydrolysis activity; ATP binding. The transcript has a single exon. Bases 1 to 2397 code for a protein of 798 amino acids. The record is from RefSeq and is a predicted model, not a curated record.